AAAAGAAACAUCCCCCCCCAAACUCCUCAGUCCGAACCCUCUCCCCCUCAUCCAUUCUCCUCCAUUUCUCCCCAAUCUCAACGACGAUUCAGAAUUAGGGCAAACUCAGUCCACAUACAAAGACUUCAAAACCCUAGGAAUCGAAGUUAUCGCUAAUGGCGUCAACUAAGGAGAGACUGGAGCUCGCUAAGCUCUGCAGCUCUCGGAGCUGGGCGAAGGCCAUCCGCAUCCUCGAUUCUCUACUCUCUCAGUCCUUUUCGGUUCAAGAUCUUUGUAAUCGAGCAUUCUGCUAUAGCCAGUUGGAGUUGUACAAGCAUGUGAUAAAGGAUUGUGAUAGGGCUCUUCAGCUUGAUUCGAUGAUUCUUCAAGCUUAUAUUAUUAAAGGCAAUGCUCUCUCAGCCUUGGGUAGGAAGGAUGAUGCGCUUCUUGUAUGGGAGCAAGGACAUGCAAAUGCAGUUUGUGAAUCAACUGAUCUGAAACAGCUGCUGGAACUGGAGGAGCUAUUGGCAUCUGCAAGACAAAACAGAGCGACUCUCUGUGAAGACCGCACCAUGGAAUCCUCUAAUUCAAUCAUACCAGUCUCCGGAACAAAAGCUGUUGUCCGUGAGGAUCAUGUGGUGGAUUCUUGUAGCUCUAGUACAUUGACCACUGAUACAGAGUCUGAAAGUCGGAGUAAAGAUGCAGAACCCGAAAUUCAGAGUACAUGCAAUGGAUCCAAGUCACAAAACAAAUCUGAUGAUACAUUCGAAAUAUGUGUCCAACCUAGCAAUUCUACUAAAUGCAGUAUAUCAAAUGGAAUUAGUGAAGCCAGUCAAAAUGUGUUUGUUACCAAGUCAAUAAGCUUGGAUUUUCGAUUAUCACGUGGAGUUGCACAGGUAAAUGAAGGGAAGUAUGAUGAAGCUGUAGCCAUCUUCAACCAGAUAUUGAGAGAAAAUUCUACGUAUCCAGAAGCUUUAAUAGGAAGAGGUACUGCUUAUGCAUUCCAAAGGGAGCUUGAGAAUGCUAUUGUUGACUUUACCAAGGCAAUAGAAGCAAAUCCUUCAGCCGGAGAAGCUUGGAAACGGCGGGGGCAGGCGCGAGCUGCUUUGGGAGAAUCUGUUGAGGCCAUCGAAGAUUUGACCAAGGCGUUGGAAUUUGAGCCGAAGUCAUCAGAUAUUUUACAUGAAAGAGGAAUUGUUUGUUACAAGUUUAAGGAUUAUGAUGCUGCUGUAUCAGACCUUUCAGCAUGUACUAAGAAGGACAAGAAGAACAAAUCUGCUUACACAUAUUUGGGACUGGCCUUAUCAGCUAUUGGGGAGUAUGCUCAAGCUGAAGAGACACACCUCAAGUCAAUACAGCUCGAUCAAAAUUUUCUUGAGGGGUGGGCCCAUCUCAUCCAAUAUUACCUAGAUUUGGCAAAUUCAGAGAAGGCCUUUCAUUGCCUUGAACAAGUUUUACUUGUUGAUGAAAGGUUUGCUAAAGCAUAUUACCUUCGAGGGCUACUUUACCAUGGGUUAGGUCAGCACAGGACAGCGAUAAAGGAUUUAUCUUUGGGAUUGAACAUCGAAAGCUCCGACAUAGAUUCUCUUUACUUACGUGGAUCAUGCUAUCAUGCAAUCGGUGAAUAUGAAGAUGCGGUGAAAGAUUACGAUGGCGUCCUGGAUGUAGAAUUGGAUUCCAUGGAUAAAUUUGUUCUUCAGUGCUUAGCCUUUUACCAGAAGGAAAUGGCUUUAUAUACCGCAUCAAAGGUCAACACUGAAUUUUGCUGGUUUGACAUUGAUGGUGAUGUGGAUCCUCUCUUUAAGGAAUACUGGUGUAAGAAACUCCAUCCAAAGUAUGUAUGUGAGAGAGUUUUUCGGCAACCUCCGCUUCGAGAUUCAUUAAAGAAAGGUCGACUUAGGAAGCUAGAAUUCAUUGCUACGAAAAAUAAAACAAUACUUCUGCAAGCAGCUGAUUCUAUUGGACAGAAAAUACAAUACAACUGUCCAGGCUUCUUGCCAAAUAGGCGUCAGUAUCGUAUGUCUGGCUUAGCUGCAAUUGAGAUAGCUCAAAAGGUGAGUAAGGCAUGGCGGUCUAUGAGAAGCAGCAACAAAAAUAGUAAGAAAGCUAGGAGGAGGGAAAAGCUCACUUUGCUGAGCCAGAAUAGAGGUGGUGCUGGCUGUAGCAGUAGCAGUUCCUCAGAAACAUCAGCCUCAUAUGGCAUAGGUGAAAAUGGACUUACUAUUGGUCGUCUAUCCUGGCAAGAUGUGUACAAUAUAGCUGUCAGAUGGAGACAAAUUUCUGAACCUUGUGAUCCAGUAGUUUGGGUUAACAAACUUAGUGAAAUGUUCAAUUCUGGAUUUGGUUCUCACACACCGCUUCUUCUUGGCCAAGCGAAAGUUGUGCGCUACUUUCCAAAUUAUCAAAGGACACUUGACAUGGCGAAGUCCAUAAUAAUGGAGACAAAGUAUGCGAAUAAUUCAGAGGAUAAGAUUAUUGAACUCUCUGAACCUGAGAAAUUACAAAAGAUAAUAAAUGCAAAGUCAUGUUCUGACCUGUACGAUUGUAUUGGAGAGAACUUUUGGGUAGCUACUACUUGCGAGAGCACUGCAUUUGAGGGAUUGGUUGCAUGUACGAGAAGGCGUCUGGAGGGAACAAGAAUUACUGUUCAGAAAGUGGACAACAGGGGAUUUGACUUUGCAAUUAGAACACCUUGUACACCAUCUAGAUGGAAUGAGUAUGAUGCAGAAAUGACUAUUGCAUGGGAGACAUUGUGCAAUGCUUAUUGCGGUGAAGCAUACGGCUCGAUCAACCUAAGCAAUCUUGAGAAGGUGAAGGAUGCAAUCCUGAGAAUGACAUACUACUGGUACAACUUUAUGCCGCUUGCAAGGGGAACAGCAAUUGUUGGUUAUACUGUUCUUCUCGGGCUAUUUCUUGCAACUAACAUAGAGGUGGCAGGGAACAUUCCCGAAGGAACUCAGGUUGAUUGGGAUGCCAUUUUGUCUCCUGCUCCUGACAAUUUCCUGGACUCUGUAAAAUCUUGGCUCUAUCCUUUGCUAAGAAUCAGCACAUCGUGGAAAGAUUAUCCAGAUGUGGCUUCAACGUUUAACACUACUGGAUCAGUUAUUGCUGCAUUGAGUUCUCAUGAUACCUAAGUAUACAAUCUCCUUGCAGCUGUUACAGUGAAUUCAGAUACAAAUUGGAGCAGUAAGAUGUGCUCCAGGCGUAAUAUAGGCAAGAUAUAGUUACUUUUGACCUAAUUUUACAUACAUAGAAUAGUAGUUCCCAGUCUUAUGGGAAAUGUACCCAAAAAGAUUAGAACAUUAAAUACAAUUUGCUUCCAAAACUAGCUUGUAGCGCAGCUCAAUGUAACGUAUAGUUCAUAUGAAUGACAGCUCUCUCUCUCUCUCUCUCUC
Messenger RNA from Asparagus officinalis (garden asparagus), 3374 nucleotides. RefSeq names its product suppressor of RPS4-RLD 1. Gene Ontology annotation, molecular function: protein binding. Lineage: Eukaryota; Viridiplantae; Streptophyta; Magnoliopsida; Asparagales; Asparagaceae. Gene Ontology annotation, biological process: negative regulation of DNA-templated transcription. The transcript has 24 exons. The coding region runs from base 156 to 3113 and encodes 985 amino acids. The record is from RefSeq and is a predicted model, not a curated record.